AUGGAUUCAAUGGACGGUAGUACUCGUUCAUUGCCCAUUUUCCACCAUUCGACACUAUUUGAUAGCAUCCUAAAUCCCAGUUUUAUCAAAUCUGGGUUCAGGGUAAUUGGUACAAGUCUCACUGAACAAGCUCAAUUGAUCAACAGACUCCUCGAUAAACUAUGGAGAUACGUUCACCAAGUGGACAAUUACCAAUAUAUCUGCUGCCAACACUACUUAGCCCCUGAGUUUCGUGUUUCCGCCAAACUCAAGUUGGAAGAAAGCCUCCGCGGCGUCCAGUGCCGCCUCCAUCAUUGUAUUACAGACAACAUUGACAGGUUUGCCUUCCAGUUUAACCGUAUUCUCAGAGUGAACCUUUUCUUAUUUGGCGAACACCUCGUGCAGGAAACUCGGGCCUACAAAUAUGACUAUACUGCCGCUUUGAAUAAGCUACACCUUCCCCAAGACGACAUAGCCAAAUGCCACCACCGGGCACAAACUCAGUGUAAAACCAUAGCUUUAGAGCAGCUUUACGUACUUCAGGUUCGGGUGCUUGAUACAAUUGGGCGGGCUAUGAUCAGAGCCACGAAGUUACUGAUCUAUGGAGGUGGUGAUUACCGAGACACUAUCGACCUAGCCAUGGAGAGAAUGGGAAAAAGAAUCUCCACAUCAAUGGCCCAUGAGGUUGACGAUUUCAUCGCUCGCUAUCUGGUGAACCUUGAAAGGAUAUGUGCCGACUAA
Molecule: messenger RNA, 720 nt
Organism: Diutina rugosa
Lineage: Eukaryota; Fungi; Ascomycota; Pichiomycetes; Serinales; Debaryomycetaceae
Exons: 1
Coding region: 1-720 (239 amino acids)
Source: RefSeq, a predicted model, not a curated record